Molecule: messenger RNA, 924 nt
Organism: Dictyostelium discoideum AX4
Lineage: Eukaryota; Evosea; Eumycetozoa; Dictyosteliales; Dictyosteliaceae
Exons: 1
Coding region: 1-924 (307 amino acids)
Source: RefSeq, a predicted model, not a curated record
AUGAUAAAAAUUUUAAUAUUAGGUUCAAGUGGAUUUAUUGGAUCAGAAAUUUCAUUAGGAUUAGUUAGAAAUGGUUAUAAAGUUUACGGUUUAACUAGAAAAGAAGAAAGUGCAAAUCAAUUAUUAAAGAAUGAAAUUAUUCCAAUUAUUGCAGAUGCAAAACAAGUUGAAAAAUGGUUACCAAUUGCUUUAAAAGUUGAUAUUAUUAUUGAUACAAUUGCAGAUUUAGUUGAUUUUACAACACCAUUUAUUGUUCAAGAUGCUUUAUUAAAAGUUCAUAAAGAAAAACCAAAUACAAUCUUUAUUUAUACAUCUGGUUCAACAAUUUAUGGUAAUUGUAAAACUCUAUCAAAUGAAUCUUCUCCUUAUUUCUCUCAUAAAUUUAUUGAUUGGAGAGUUCAAAUUGAAAAAACCUAUAAUGAAAUGGGUGCAAUCAUCAUUCAACCAACCAUUCUCUAUGGAAAGAAUCAAUCAUUUAGUGGUUAUUUCUUUGAAGCUGCAACCAAAUCAAAUGAUUCUAUUAAAAUUUAUGGUGAUGAAAAUUUAGUUCAAGGUUUCAUUCAUAUCUUUGAUCUUGUUCAUUUUUAUCAAUUGGUUGUUAAAAAUGCUUUAUUAUUAAAAGGUCAAACUUUAAUUGCAAAUUCUUUUAAUGAAAAAAUUAAAGAUAUUGUGACUUCAAUUGCUUCCAUCUCUGGUAAUUCAAAUAAAACAAUUCAAUAUAUUCCAAAAUCAAAUGAUAAUGUUUUCACUGAAGUUUUAACUUUUAAUCAAAAUUUUUCAUUUUCAAAAUCAAAUUUAUUAAUUGGUUAUUAUCCAUUACAACCAAGAUUAAUUGAUGAUAUUGAACGUUAUUAUAAUUCUUGGUUAUUAUCAAAAGUUAAAAAUACACCAAUUUCAAAUUUAAUUGAAUCAGUUUUACCUUAA